AUGUCUAUUCAAUUCCGCUCCAACUUUCCCACGGCCGACAUCUCUCGUGACUUGUCCUCCGUCUUCCGUCUCUUCGACGACUAUGCCAUCCACCGCCAGGGCCAGGGCAAUUCUCACCUAGCUCCGCGACCAUUCAAUCCCCGCUUCGAUGUUCGCGAGAGUGAAGAGGCCUACCACUUGGAUGGCGAGCUGCCUGGCAUCGCGCAAAAGGACAUCGACAUCGAAUUUUCUGACCCGCAGACUCUGGUCGUGAAGGGUCGCACCGAGCGCGAGUACCACACUAAUCCCGAGGCCGAGGCCGAGGCCGAGGAUGACAAGUCUGAUACCGAUGCUGUCUCCAAGAGAAUUACCACUCCUACUCACCGUUACUGGGCUAGCGAGCGAACCGUUGGCGAGUUCCAGCGUACCUUCACCUUGCCCGCACGCGUGAACCAGGACGCCGUCAAGGCCAGUCUGAAGAAUGGCAUCCUCUCCAUCGUCAUUCCCAAGGCCACUGCAGCGGCUGUCAAGAAGAUUACUAUCGAGUAA
Messenger RNA from Penicillium odoratum, 528 nucleotides. RefSeq names its product Hsp20/alpha crystallin family protein. NCBI's taxonomy places the organism in Eukaryota, Fungi, Ascomycota, Eurotiomycetes, Eurotiales, Aspergillaceae. Gene Ontology annotation, biological process: response to hydrogen peroxide; protein complex oligomerization; response to heat. Bases 1 to 528 code for a protein of 175 amino acids. The transcript has a single exon. The record is from RefSeq and is a predicted model, not a curated record.